ACAUUAUGGACGUUCACUCGAUCGUUUUAGUUUAGUCUUGUUAGUAGACUCCGAAGUGCGAAGUAGAUACUCCAUUUUUUUUUUAAACAAUUUGUGGAAGAAAAUUUUUUGAAAAAUGCGUUAUGCGUUGGCGAAUACAUUUGUAGGGAGCGCAAUAGGCGCUUCCGUUGUCUUAGGAAUCUAUUAUAUGUUUAAUGGAAAGGGUGAACAAGUUAAUUUUGGAUGGUUCCUUCAAGAAACUUCCCCGUACAUGUGGGCAUUAGUCGGAAUAGGAUUAUCAGUGGCUUUAUCGGUUGUAGGGGCAGCUGUUGGUAUUUACACAACGGGUUCAAGUAUAGUUGGGGCUGGGGUGAAAGCUCCCAGAAUUAAAACGAAGAAUUUAAUUUCAAUUAUUUUCUGUGAAGCUGUUGCCAUUUACGGUUUGAUUACUUCAAUCGUACUUUCUGGUAUAUUAGGGGAAUACAGUGUGACUGUGGCUGCGGAAAAUGAGCUUUUUAGGGCCACCCAAUAUACCGGGGCUUACAUCAUUUUUGGAGCUGGAUUAACUGUCGGUUUUGUAAAUCUAUUUUGCGGAUUAUGCGUUGGAAUCGUCGGUUCUGGUGCUGCUAUUGCCGACGCCGCGAAUUCAAACUUGUUCGUUAAAAUUUUAAUUAUAGAAAUUUUUGGAAGCGCUAUCGGUCUUUUUGGAUUAAUCGUAGGGAUUUAUUUGACUUCGAAAGGGACCAUGGGAGAUAGCAAAUAAAAAAAAGGUUGGAAAGAGAAAGUGGGAGGUUUUAGUUUUAUUAUAAAUAAUAAUGAUUCAAUAUGAAGUGUAUUUAUCGUGUAAAUAUCUAAAAGAAACUUGUUAAAGUAGUUAAACUGUUUUAAAAAAUAAAAAUUAAUCUAAAUA
This is a messenger RNA of Onthophagus taurus, 889 nucleotides long. RefSeq names its product V-type proton ATPase 21 kDa proteolipid subunit c''-like. Gene Ontology annotation, biological process: proton transmembrane transport. The record is from RefSeq and is a predicted model, not a curated record. Gene Ontology annotation, cellular component: proton-transporting V-type ATPase, V0 domain. Gene Ontology annotation, molecular function: proton-transporting ATPase activity, rotational mechanism. NCBI's taxonomy places the organism in Eukaryota, Metazoa, Arthropoda, Insecta, Coleoptera, Scarabaeidae.